Molecule: messenger RNA, 240 nt
Organism: Colletotrichum tamarilloi
Lineage: Eukaryota; Fungi; Ascomycota; Sordariomycetes; Glomerellales; Glomerellaceae
Exons: 1
Coding region: 1-240 (79 amino acids)
Source: RefSeq, a predicted model, not a curated record
AUGCAGCCGAAGCUUGGGCUAGCUUGGCGAAGCUUGUCAAGCUUAGCGACUCUCGGGGCGGCGUUGGGCGGGUUGUUUGCCUGGAGCCUGGAGGAUCGAUACAAACGCGGCAGAGCGGGAGAGAAACAAAAAGUCCGACAUCCCCGGCAUAUCAACAGGGAUCAAAGGCUCGCGAGCAUUAGGACCUGCCUGGGAGGUACUACGGUGAUAUCGUAUUGCAAAGUGCGGGAUGUCGCGUAA